Molecule: messenger RNA, 3313 nt
Organism: Syngnathus typhle (broad-nosed pipefish)
Lineage: Eukaryota; Metazoa; Chordata; Actinopteri; Syngnathiformes; Syngnathidae
Gene: cep76
Product: centrosomal protein 76
Exons: 14
Coding region: 142-2235 (697 amino acids)
Source: RefSeq, a predicted model, not a curated record
CCAUGACGUAGGAGACACCCGGAAUAACUAGUUCUUUACUAUACCAAAUAUAUUUUGAUGAAGCGUGCAUUAACGUGUAUACGGUGCGGUUUUAUGUUCACGUUUAACGAACAAAAUAUAAGCAGUUCUGAAAAUGGAUAAAUGGAAAGACAUGGGCGUCAUCAGGCAUAUGCAAAGACACUUCCCCGCUUGUUUGUCGCGGUCGACAGAACAAUUACCGUUACCGUUCUCUGGAGCACUGCUACUAUAAUGGCUCUUCCUCCGGAGAAGGCCUCUGAGCUGAAGCAAAUCAUUCACAACCAUCUGAUUAAGAUGGAUAUUCAUGGGAAGAUCCGAGAGGUGUUGUCUGAUACUUUGAGGGAUGACCAAGGAACGCACCAAGUGUUAUCUGAAGCAGACUUUCUCCAUGCACUGCAGCGCAGAGGCAUCAUUGAUGACGUGAUGAAGGAGCUACAAGUUCCACAGAUAGCAUCUAUGCAUAUGGAAGCAGGAUCUCCUCCAAAAUCCAGUUCUCAGUUGACGAACGAAGAAAGGUUUCGCCCGACAAAAACCAAUAUUGACCCAUCUAGACGUUACCUGUAUUUCCAAGUGCUUGGUGGCAAGGCCUUCUUGGAGCACUUACAGGAGCCAGAGCCUUUACCUGGUCAGCUGUGCUCCACAUUCAAGUUAUUCCUGCACUUCCGAAACCAGAGGUUUCACUCGAAGCCAGUGCCCUGUGCCUGUGAUCCUGACCUGCACGAAGGCUUCCUCUUCCAAAUCCACAUCGAUGGCACAGGCGAAGGAAGUAAGAUGGCAGAUGCGACUGCUAUGCUGUCCAUUUGUGAUCCGAUUCACUUGGUGCUGAUCAAAACUGACACUUCCAGUGAGACGGCUCUGGUCUCAUCCUACUUCCUGGACUGGAGGACAGUCCUCAGUUCACCGAAUGGGAAGACAUGCUUGGCUAUGGAACUGAUGGGAGUGGGAAGUGAAAGCAAGUUAACGGCUGGUGUUUUGACAGUCAGUAUGGAGCUCUAUCCUCCUCUCACAGCAACACUGAGUGCUGACAUCAUCAGCACACAGCAAUCUCUGGAAAAGCAGAGGACAGCAGAAAAGGAGAGGGUCUUCCUGGUUUAUGCCAAACAGUGGUGGAGGGAGUUUCUUGAAAUCCGCUCAUCGAACCAGUCCAAAAUGGUCAAGAUUUUUGCCCAGGAUGAAAAUGGAAUCAACAGGCCGGUGUGCUCCUAUGUGCAUAUCCUUCGGGCCGGCCGACUGCUAGACAGUCCUCGACGAGCGGCCCGCUUUGUUAGUCUCCUGGCGCAUGAGAAGGCCCCAAUGGUGGGAGGAGGAGAGAAGCAUGAGCAGUGGUGCACAUUAUUGGCUUUCCUGUGCCGAGGAAAGGGGGACUGUGAGGAUCACUCAACCUUGUUGUGCAGCCUCUUGCUGGGCUUUGGCCUUGAUGCCUAUGUGUGUGUGGGCACCAAAGCUAAGGGGAUACCUCACACCUGGGUCAUGACCCGAGGUACUGAUGGAAGUAUAACUUUCUGGGAGAGCUUGACUGCACACAGGUACCUUCAUCAAGCCAUUGAUCCCGAUGCCCCACCUUUGGCCCCUCAGCCUAAACCCUCAUACCCCUACCGCACUGUGGGCUGCGUCUUCAACCACCAAAGCUUACUGGCUAACUGUCAACCAUCUGAUGCCGUGGAGCUGUGUGUCUUUGACCUCCAGAAUCAAUCUCGGUGGAAACCAAUGAGUGAAGAGGCUCUGAAGUCAGUGUGUGACUGUGGCUCCCUCAACUCUCUGCCUCCUCUUCCUCCACUCACCUCAUCCUCUCUUGAUGCUGCUGCUGUUAGCAAUCAGCUGGAGCUGGAGAUGAGGUACUUGAUCUCCGAGCACAGGAAGGACUUGAAUCUGACAACAGUCUGGGAUGACCACCUGUCCUACCUGCUGUCGUCGGCCUUGUCAGCCUAUGAGAUGGAACGCUGCACUGGGGUCUCGUGUGGAAAUGAGGAAUUUCAGGAUGCCGUAAGGAGGGCUGUUCCAGACGGGCACACUUUUAAAGGCUUCCCCAUUCACUUCCUGCACCGCAAUGCCCGUAGAGCUUUUUCCACAUGCCUCAAGUCCCGCUUCUGCGAGGAGAUAGUGUGUUGUCGUGGUGACCACGUGAGGCUGGCCCUUCGUGUUCGGGUUUUUAUAUAUCCAGAGAAUGUAUGUGCCGUGUGGUUUAUGUUUGCUUGUAAGUAUCGCUCUGUGCUCUGACAGUCAGUUGAUGUCUGCCAUGAUGUCAGAACUAUCAAUUUAAAGGACUGUUUAUUGCACAUUGAGACUCAAGAUUUUAUUACUUACAAUAUUUUGAUUAAAAAACUUACAGGUACAUUUGAUGACUCUAUUUUUAUGAUCAUGCAGACAGUUCUUUGACUGGCUUUUCAACUGUUUAUCUAGAUUUGUUGUAAAAAAUAUUUUUUCAUUUUUGUGAACUUUGAAACAUUUGUAAUACAGUAUAGUGACAUACCACAGUGUGUUAUACGUUGUAUUUUUGGAAGAAAUUUACGCGUAUGGUCAAACUUUAUUUAGACACAUACAGUACACUUGCAGUUCUGUGAAUAUUCUAGGUUUGAGAUGUCAAACUGCAAAAAGACGUAGUCACAGCAGUGCAACAAUUUGUGUGCUGACGAAUUGUGAUGUUUUAUUAAUUGAUGAGCAGUCAUUAAUUUAAUGAGGAAAAUUAUGUGCAUCAUAUUAAAUGAGCUUCCAAAUUCGCUUUCGUAAAUCCAUCCAGAGAAUUCAAUUGUAAUCUGUAUUCUGCAGAUACUCUUUUAGGUUAGUGUGCAUUGUAAUGUCUACGUGUAACAUCUCACUUGGACACUAGAUGGCAGUUUAGGAUAAAGUUAUUAGUGUACAAUGAUGCUCAUAGUGCUUUUAAAUCAGAUCACAGUAGCGCAUACUCAACAUGACAUACAUCACAGUUUUAUUCUAUAGAGAAAUGUAUUUGUCUUUUAAUUUUAAUUUGGCUUCUGUCAUGGCAACCAAUGUCUUUGUCCACCUAAUGUCAAUAUUAUUUUACGGUCUUCUCUUUUUUGCAACGUAUUUACUUAUUCGAUUGUUUAGGAAGCACACACUUAAAACACACACACGCAGACCUUAAAACAUUUACGUUGAUUUUAAAUAAUCUGCAAUUAUUGAUAUUAGUCUAGUUAUCUUGAACAAUCUUGCCAUCUUCACUUGAAGAUAAAUUAUAUUGAACACAUUGAGAGCUUUGUGGUUACGUAACAUGUGAUUGGCAGCAAAAAUUGUCCUUCAAUUAAAUGCUGUAUUAAAAGUUAAAAGAAAUUGUUAA